CCUCACAGUAUUUUUUGUAAUCCUCCAAAGCAGAUCUUUUCCCCACUUCACUCAUUUGAUAAUAGUAAUUGCCUUUUGAGUAAAACUAUUUGAUGUAGCAUUAGAUAUUGAGCACCCUGAAAACACAAAUUCUGUAUUUGUAGAUUAUAAAAUGUUCAUACUGCAGCAUUAUAGUGUUUCUUAUAUUUAAGUUAUCAAAUAUUUUUGUUUCAGUAACUCAAUUAUUUUUGAGGUUAGGAACCAAGAUGUAUAUAUCUGUCCCUCCCAAUGCCUAGUAGAGUGUCUUGCUCACAAUAGCUGUGCAGUAUUUUAAAUUUUGAUUGCAUUUGAUUGAUUUUUUGAAUUUGCUUUAUCAAUUCGAGCUAUAACCAUGAUCAGACCAUUGUUCUGUUUUGCUAACAACAGGGGGCACCAUUAGGGUACUUAUACGCCCAAGAAAUAAUCCUGUCCCAGUCCUAGGGAGCUUUCUGGAGCCGCACUUUCCUUUUCCUAAGUAGUGUCAUAGAAAUCUGGCUAUUGUACUAAAUCAGCGUGGCCCAAUCCUAAUUAUAGACCAAUAUUGACUUCGGGUUAUUUAUUUGAAAAAGAGUAAGUACUGUUAUAGUUUGGUCCUUUGUAGUUUUCUAACUUUGUCUUUCUCCUUGUUCCCAAUAUUCUUUGCUCAAAUAAAAUCUUACCAGGAUCUUCCUAUAUUAAUGAAAUACACUCCUCUUCUGAAGAAAGAAGAUAGAGGUGGAGAGCAGUGAACGGGAACCCCACCUUUUUAUUCCUCCUCCUUCCUCGCCCCUCAUCCAAAGAGCACAGCUUGAAAAAUCUAACUCAUCUAAUUUUAAAAUGCUUUAAAUAAAAAAAAAAUGUUUUAUGAUAGCUCACUUAGGAACUUAGAAUAAAAAUAGGAACACUUUAGUUUUACAGUGAUUUUUUAAGUACAAAGGAGAAUGCUGUGGACUACAUUUCUUGUUUCAGCAAUAAAAGAGUUAAUAUACUAAGCAGCAGAAACUGAGAUACUGCCACGGGAUAGUGCUUUCUGUCUCUGUCAUUUGUGGUUUAAGAAAAGGGGGUGGUGUUCUGCAUUUGAAAGGAUUUUAAUGAAUGCUGUCAGUGUUUGCGAGAGCUAAUGGUCAGUAUGGGAAAGGAGAGCAGGGGAAAGUGGUCUAGCUGCUUCAGGAUAGGUGGAUGAGAGUUUGUUCUGAUUGAACGGAAUGUUCCACCGUGUUUCAUCUUUUUUCAUUGUCCUUUGUUCUUUAUAAUGUGAUAUAUUGGUAUAAAAGUAAAUGUAGAUAUAUAUGUGAAUGUGAUUUAUCUUCCUUUCAAUUUGUUUAUUGUGUACAGCAGGGCAUAUACUUCUCUUGUCUUGGUUGGAUGCAUAAAUCUGUGUGCAGUGCUUUUUGCCCGUUGCCUAGACGAUCACUUGGUUUCUCUGAGGAUGUCUGGUUCUCGUAAAGAGUUUGAUGUGAAGCAGAUUUUGAAAAUCAGAUGGAGGUGGUUUAGCCAUCAAGCAGCAUCUCCUAAUUCUACAGUUGACAGCCAGCAGGGAGAAUUUUGGAAUCGAGGACAGACCAGAGCAAAUGGUGGGAGAAAGUUUUUAGAUCCAUGUAGCCUACAAUUGCCUUUGGCUUCAAUUGGUUACCGAAGGUCCAGCCAACUGGAUUUUCAGAAUUCACCUUCUUGGCCAAUGGCAUCCACCUCUGAAGUCCCUGCAUUUGAGUUUACAGCAGAAGAUUGUGGCGGUGCACAUUGGCUGGAUAGACCAGAAGUGGAUGAUGGCACUAGUGAAGAAGAAAAUGAAUCUGAUUCCAGUUCAUGCAGAAUAUGGAAUUCUGAACUGUGGUGUUGGAAUAAUAAUAAAUAUAGACCAGUCAUCUAUAAUCAUAUGUAUAAUGAAGAGAGGGGAAUAUCUCUGCAUAGGACCUCCAAUAGUAGUCAGACAUUAUCAUCCUGCCAUACUAUGGAGCCAUGUUCAUCAGAUGAAUUCUUCCAAGCCCUUAAUCAUGCUGAGCAAACAUUCAAAAAGAUGGAAAACUAUUUGAGACACAAACAGUUAUGUGAUGUAAUUCUGGUUGCUGGUGAUCGCAGAAUUCCGGCUCAUAGAUUGGUGCUCUCCUCUGUCUCAGAUUAUUUUGCUGCCAUGUUUACUAAUGAUGUCAGGGAAGCAAGACAAGAAGAAAUAAAAAUGGAAGGUGUAGAGCCAAAUUCACUCUGGUCCUUGAUUCAGUAUGCAUAUACAGGCCGCCUUGAAUUGAAAGAAGAUAAUAUUGAGUGCCUGUUAUCUACAGCUUGCCUUCUUCAGCUUUCACAGGUUGUAGAAGCAUGCUGUAAGUUUUUAAUGAAACAGCUUCACCCAUCCAACUGUCUUGGAAUCCGUUCUUUUGCUGAUGCUCAAGGUUGUACAGAUUUGCAUAAAGUGGCUCACAAUUACACUAUGGAACAUUUCAUGGAAGUAAUUCGAAACCAGGAAUUUGUAUUAUUACCAGCCAGUGAAAUUGCAAAACUCUUAGCAAGUGAUGACAUGAACAUUCCUAAUGAGGAGACAAUAUUGAAUGCACUUCUUACUUGGGUCCGUCAUGAUCUGGAACAGAGACAGAAAGAUCUCAGUAAACUUUUGGCUUAUAUUAGGCUACCUCUUCUUGCACCACAGUUCUUGGCAGACAUGGAAAAUAAUGCACUUUUUCGAGAUGAUAUAGAAUGUCAGAAGCUCAUUAUGGAAGCAAUGAAGUAUCACUUAUUACCAGAGAGACGGCCCAUGUUACAGAGUCCUCGGACAAAACCUAGGAAGUCAACUGUCGGUACAUUGUUUGCAGUUGGAGGAAUGGAUUCAACAAAAGGAGCAACAAGCAUUGAAAAGUAUGACCUCCGUACAAAUAUGUGGACUCCUGUAGCAAAUAUGAAUGGGAGGAGGCUACAGUUCGGUGUUGCCGUGUUAGAUGACAAACUGUAUGUGGUUGGAGGAAGAGAUGGACUGAAAACUUUGAAUACUGUAGAAUGCUACAACCCCAAAACAAAAACUUGGAGUGUGAUGCCUCCUAUGUCUACACAUAGGCAUGGCCUUGGCGUGGCUGUGCUGGAAGGUCCUAUGUAUGCAGUAGGAGGGCAUGAUGGCUGGAGCUAUCUGAACACAGUGGAAAGAUGGGACCCUCAGGCUCGCCAGUGGAAUUUUGUUGCCACUAUGUCCACUCCCAGGAGCACAGUAGGUGUGGCAGUGCUCAGUGGAAAACUUUAUGCAGUUGGUGGUCGUGAUGGAAGUUCUUGUCUCAAGUCAGUAGAAUGUUUUGAUCCUCAUACUAAUAAGUGGACACUCUGUGCACAAAUGUCAAAAAGGCGAGGGGGAGUAGGUGUCACGACCUGGAAUGGACUGCUGUAUGCUAUCGGAGGCCAUGAUGCUCCCACGUCCAACUUGACUUCCAGACUCUCAGACUGCGUGGAGAGAUAUGAUCCCAAAACAGAUAUGUGGACUGCAGUGGCAUCUAUGAGCAUCAGCAGAGAUGCUGUGGGGGUGUGUUUACUUGGUGAUAAGUUAUAUGCUGUCGGAGGGUAUGAUGGACAGACUUACCUUAAUACAGUGGAAGCUUAUGAUCCCCAGACAAAUGAGUGGACCCAGGUUGCUCCACUGUGCCUAGGAAGAGCUGGGGCUUGCGUUGUGACUGUAAAAUUAUAACUUAGUGCUUUGUUUUCUAAAUGAAGAUAUCAUCUUCCUUUAUGAAUUUAGUAUAAUUAUUCUACUAUCAAUGGGUAUGUUUUUAGUAAAUUAGCAAGGCCGCAUUCCUGGGCACAAAGUGCCUGAUCUCUAAGUGAAGAUGUUAAAACAAAGGAGGAAAGAGCGGACAAACCAGGAUUAAAUAUUUUCGUUUCUUAGUAAAUCAAAACUGCAGCUGGUGGCUUGUGAACAUAUGUUCCUGAUACAAAAUAUGAGGACAAAUGCACUGCUUCUGAACACAACCCAGUGCUAACUGGGAGUUUCGUUUCUUAAUAAUCAAGCACAUUUCACUCACAUGAUCUAGGCUGCUUUUAUUACAGUGCUAAUACAGCGGAUUAAAACUUGUAACGUUUUACUUCGUAACUUUAUCAUACAUGAGUUACAGUAAUUUUUAUUUGUUUGUUUAACCACAACCACUGUUUUAAUGACAUACUGAAGACUAUGCAUUUAAUUUUUCUCAGAAAUAGCUGCCAUAUAUGUGCUUUGGUUGAGGAUUGUAUUUCUAGAAUUGGCUUAGUCCAAUGAAUAAAGAAAAACGUUAAAGAGUUAAAACAACAAUGACCAAAUAAAAACUGGAUAGGAUCUUUGGGAUCUAUUUAAACAUUCAUUCCGUCUAGAUUCAACAAGAACUCCAUGUUAUGAUAUUCUUAAAUUGGAAUUGAAACAUGGUGUUUGCAUUAAAUUUAAGAUAUGCAGUUUUAUGUGGAGAAAAUACAUGUUCUAUGCCCUCUAAUGUUCUUUCACCUAAUUAGUAUUUAAUUAUGUGGAUUUGCUUUCUUUUGUAUUAUUAAAAAUGUUCUGAUUUUGUCUUUUGAUAUUGACAGAAUUGUAUGGCUGUUCCUCUUUUCUCAAGUCUGUGUUUGCGCCCCUGCCUUGUUUCUUACCUUUUGCCACAGUUAGUAAUCCUUUGUGCUUCUUUGUAAUCAAACAGUUUGGGGGGAAUGGGUUUACUGAAUGUUUGAAAAAUAAGUUUAAAGUUUAUUACCCAAAGUUUUGUACAUUUGUAAGCUCUUAAUUACACAUGUGAAUGUUAA
Messenger RNA from Camelus dromedarius (Arabian camel), 4728 nucleotides. RefSeq names its product kelch like family member 5 (gene KLHL5). Gene Ontology annotation, molecular function: protein binding. NCBI's taxonomy places the organism in Eukaryota, Metazoa, Chordata, Mammalia, Artiodactyla, Camelidae. The coding region runs from base 1427 to 3655 and encodes 742 amino acids. The record is from RefSeq and is a predicted model, not a curated record. The transcript is spliced from 12 exons.